AUGACCAGCACCGACGACGCGGUCGACUUGGAUGCGCUGGGGGUGAACGCCGACCAGUAUGGCGCCCUCCAGCGAGCGUUCUCGAAAUACGACAAAAUGAAGACAGGCACGAUCCGCGUCUCGGACUUUGACUUGUUGAGCAAGGAACUGGGUGAAACGUUUGACGAGGACGAGAUGCUCGUGGCCAAGCGCAGCUUGGAAGACCCUGACGGCGACUACAUUCAAUUCUCCGUGUUUCUCAAGUGGUGGGUCGACGAUACAGCAUAA
Aphanomyces astaci is the source of this 267-nucleotide messenger RNA. RefSeq lists its product as hypothetical. The coding region runs from base 1 to 267 and encodes 88 amino acids. The transcript has a single exon. Gene Ontology annotation, molecular function: calcium ion binding. Lineage: Eukaryota; Oomycota; Saprolegniomycetes; Saprolegniales; Verrucalvaceae. The record is from RefSeq and is a predicted model, not a curated record.